AUGACGUCCAACAUCACGCUCUACAGCUGGCCCACCCCCAAUGGUAUCAAGGCCUCGAUUACCCUAGAGGAGCUUGGUUUGCCAUAUAAGCUUGAACCGAUUGAUAUCAGUACCAAUAUUCAAAAGGAAGAGUGGUUCUUGAAGAUCAAUCCGAAUGGCCGCAUCCCUGCCAUCACCGACGGCUCGCAGCGCGUCUUCGAGAGCGGGUCGGUUAUGAUUUAUCUUGUCGACAUGUACGACACAGACCGGAAGAUAAGUUAUGCGCCCGGCACGCCCGAACACAUCGAACAGGUCUCUUGGCUCAUGUUCCAAAUGGGUGGCCUGGGUCCCAUGCAGGGCCAAGCUAAUCAUUUCCGUCUCUUUGCGGGGACGCGUUCUGAUUAUGGUAUUAAGCGCUAUAUCGAUGAGACCAAACGACUCUACUCGGUUCUGGAGUCCCGUCUGAGGGAAAGUCCCUACCUCGCUGGCUCCAGAUACACAAUCGCUGAUAUCGCCAACUAUUCGUGGGUCCGGAGUGCUCCUGGGUCGCUGGAGAUCGACCUCUCAGAGUUCCCAGCUCUUCGGAAGUGGGCUGACGAGAUUGGCAAGCGUGCAGCGGUACAGAAGGGCGUCAAUAUUCCGGACACUGGACGCACGGACGAGGAGAGAAACGAAUUCUUCCGGACCGCUCGCGCUAAAAUUGACAGUAUGAACAACUCUGAUAAGCAUUAA
Molecule: messenger RNA, 711 nt
Organism: Penicillium macrosclerotiorum
Lineage: Eukaryota; Fungi; Ascomycota; Eurotiomycetes; Eurotiales; Aspergillaceae
Product: glutathione S-transferase family protein
Exons: 3
Coding region: 1-711 (236 amino acids)
Source: RefSeq, a predicted model, not a curated record